UAGUAAGGUGCGGACUGCGGUAUGCGCGAAGCUCUCGCCUUUUUAUUUCGAUCAAUGUUAAUUAUUGACGGGCAAUAAUGUUAUUGUUGAUCGGACGCAAUCAAAACAUCGUUAUCGGCAAGGUUAAUAGAUAUAAUAUUGAUGCAACGGAGUAAAGACGUUGGCUACUUAGCUAACUACAGUGUAAUGUUGAAAUAAACUGAUUAUUUUCCUUUGAGUUUCGGCGAUGUUCCUUGUGUUAAUAUUUCAGUGUUGUGUUUGUACAAUAAGCUGAAUGCGCCGUACUUUUUCGUACUAUUUUGUGUUUUGUUUGUGAUAAGACAAGAUGGGUUCGACGGGACUAACGCUGGCUGAUUUGCCCAAUAUUUUUAUUAUGAUAGGCGCUCUCAUUUCGCUAUUCGUAAUGCUAGUCAUACUGCUUAGGAACAUGGAGGUGAUAGGUAUUGUUGGCGAAGGGCGGGAGGAGACGUGGCCUCGCUCGAUGCAGCCACCACGACUUCUCAUGCAGAGGGUCCACAUACCUUUCACAUUCAAGGUCAUGGAGAACGAGCCUAUUGGAUACGGUGGUGUAAACUGCUGUGUGUCGUCAACAGUCCGUUAUUGGCACGCGUGUUGGUGGGGCGCACCCGUCCGCGACCUUCACCAGACCCUUUGGGGGACCCUGCCGGAGAUACUCGCUUCAAAUCACUUGAAUUUUACAAGAAGUAACCCCCACGACGAGAGGGUUCUUAAGCUGUCAUCUGAUGACGCACUUCAGCUAGGCCCGCCGCCUAGAAGCUGCUACCCUCUCGUGGUUAUUCUGGCACGAGAUCAGAGAGACACGGCGGAGCUGAGGCCUGAUGAUACGGUGGCCCUUGUGAGUAUAGUUCACAUUAAAGACGAGCAGUGCCCACUUCCGAGUGGAGUCAUCGCGCAAUAUUUGAAACAGGCCAACGGACACUUAUCGUGCUUAAAGCAAUUGUAUGUGUCCGGUGAGAUGGCAGACGUAGACGAGGGCUAUCGGGCCAAGGGCGAAGCCUUGUGCUGCGUGUGCGCAGCCGCCCCUUUAUCGCGCGCACUGUUGCCAUGCCGACAUGCCUGCUUAUGUGCGGGAUGUUUACCGAAGCUAGACAAAUGUCCAAUCUGUCGCAGCAUGAUUACGAGUUACUUUUGCAUCAGAAACGAGGAGGAACCGCGAUCAGACAAACAACAGUAUCCCAUUAAUAGGCGACUUCUAAAUCUAUUUCAUUAUCACUAGCCCUAUACAAUAUUUGAGCAUAGAUAAUAGACAUAAAUAAGGGUCUUGGCUCGAAACAGAAUUCGACCUAAGGGGCCGUUCAAGUAUUACGUAAACACUAUAGGGGGGAGGGGGGUAUUUGAUUUUCUUAUUUGGUGAAUACGUUAACA
This is a messenger RNA of Pieris napi, 1386 nucleotides long. Its product is annotated as cell growth regulator with RING finger domain protein 1-like. NCBI's taxonomy places the organism in Eukaryota, Metazoa, Arthropoda, Insecta, Lepidoptera, Pieridae. The transcript has 7 exons. The coding region runs from base 326 to 1237 and encodes 303 amino acids. Gene Ontology annotation, biological process: negative regulation of cell growth. The record is from RefSeq and is a predicted model, not a curated record.